AAAACAAAGAGAAAGGAACCCUAACCCGUUAAAUAAUAAAAGCACUCGUCUAAAAUCCUGCACGACCGUGAACCUCCGUAGAAACGGUGGCUCAUACGCCGGUGCAGAAGGCGAACUUUGAGAACUCUUAUUUUGUUCAUUAACAUAGUCUGCUGAUUCCUCAGGGCUUCUGAAUUGGCUCCUGUCUCUUUUGCUUAUUACUUUGAAGUGGAAACGCUUAACGAACUUCAUUUCCUGUUGAAUGACAUUUGAUGUUUUGAGGCCCUGCUAUAUAACCUAUAUUAUCAACAUGGACAACUUUGCUACUGUAGUCUGCUCAACUAAGCUGUGCUGUAAAUCCAGUGUCUUGUGACAAAAUGAGUUCACGAAAGAAGACACCUUUUCAGAAACACCGGGAAGAAGAAGAAGCUAAGAAAAAGAGAGCUGAGGAUGAAACAGCUCGUUUGUAUCAAGAGUUUGUGGAGUCAUUUCAAGGCGAUGAUGUGCCAGGUUCAAAGGCAUUUGUUAGAGGAGGUGUCAUCAAUCCCAAUGAGAAGUUGAAGAAUGACUCUGAAGGUGGAAUUUCCAACGAUGAGGGUUCUGGUUUAAAGAAGGGGAGUAGGUAUGUUCCAUCUUUUAUACCACCUCCUAUGGCAACUAAAGGUAGAGAUUAUGAGAAGAAGAAGGAAGAAAAGCCUAAGGAAAAAGAAAGAGGAAAAGCAAGGAACAUCGAUAAUUUUAUGGAGGAGUUGAAACAUGAACAAGAAAUGAGGGAAAGGAGAAAUCAAGAGCGUGAACAGUGGCGUGAUCGUCAUACUGAUAAUUCCACUCCAUCCACUCGGUUUGAUGAGCUUCCAGAUGAUUUUGAUCCCAGUGGAAGGCCCGGAUCAUUUGAUGAUGGGGACCCGCAGACCACAAAUCUUUAUGUUGGAAAUUUAUCACCUCAGGUUGAUGAAAAUUUCCUUUUGCGCACUUUUGGAAGAUUUGGACCCAUUGCAAGUGUCAAAAUAAUGUGGCCUAGGACAGAUGAGGAAAAAAGGCGGCAAAGGAAUUGUGGUUUUGUUGCUUUCAUGAAUAGGGCUGAUGCUCAAGCUGCAAAAGAUGAAAUGCAAGGAGUGAUUGUUUAUGAGUAUGAACUGAAGAUCGGGUGGGGUAAAUCUGUCUCUCUCCCAUCACAAGCUUUGCCUGCUCCACCACCAGGACAUAUGGCCAUCAGAAGUAAGGAGGGAUCCACAGUGAUCUUGUCUGGUCCUGCAGGUCCUCCAGUCACAUCUGUGCCAAGUCAGAAUUCUGAGCUAGUUUUAACUCCAAAUGUACCUGAUAUCACUGUUGUUCUACCCGACGAUGAUCAUGUACGCCAUGUCAUUGAUACAAUGGCUCUCUAUGUUCUUGAUGGAGGUUGUGCCUUUGAACAAGCCAUAAUGGAGCGAGGUCGUGGAAGUCCUCUCUUCACUUUCUUGUUUGAACUUGGAUCAAAAGAACAUACUUACUAUGUCUGGAGGCUUUAUUCUUUUGCUCAGGGAGAUACUCUUCAAAGAUGGCGAACUGAACCUUUCAUUAUGAUAACUGGUAGUGGCAGAUGGAUACCGCCUUCUCUGCCAUCAGCGAAAGGGGUUGACCAAGAGAAGGAAGGAGGAAGCACCUAUGCUGCUGGACGGAGCCGGCGUGUGGAGGUGGAACGGACACUGACAGAUGCACAGAGAGAUGAAUUUGAGGAUAUGCUUCGUGCAUUAACACUGGAAAGAAGGCAGAUAAAAGAUGCAAUGGGUUUUGCAUUAGAUAAUGCUGAUGCUGCUGGAGAGGUGGUCGAGGUUUUAACAGAGUCUUUGACGCUAAAAGAAACUCAACCACCUUCUAAGAUUGCACGAUUAAUGUUGGUUUCCGACAUUCUUCAUAAUAGUAGCGCUCCUGUGAAAAAUGCAUCUGCUUACCGCACCAAAUUUGAAUCCACUUUACCAGAUGUAAUUGAAAGCUUCAACGACUUAUAUCGCAGCAUCACAGGUCGAAUGACAGCUGAGGCCCUUAAGGAGAGGGUUCUGAAAGUUCUUCAAGUUUGGGCUGACUGGUUUUUGUUUUCGGAUGCUUACAUCAAUGGCUUACGAGCAACUUUUCUCCGGUCAGGAAAUUCUGGUGUUAUCCCCUUUCAUUCUCUAUGCGGUGAUGCCCCUGAGAUAGAACAGAAAGGAAACUCCAUGGAUAUGGUUGAUGGUGUAAAAGUUAACCAAGAUGCUGCAUUGGCUAUUGGGAAAGGAGCUGCCAUGAAGGAGCUUUUGAAUCUACCUCUUCCAGAGCUAGAAAGGCGGUGCAGGCAUAAUGGUUUGUCUCUUGUAGGUGGUAGGGAAAUGAUGGUUGCUCGAUUGCUUUAUCUUGAAGAUGCAGAAAAGCAGAGGGGCUAUGAAUUAGAUGGCGAAUUGAAACAUGGUAGCCACGCAAAUUCUGGAAAAUAUUCAACUAGCCAAAAAGAAGGAAACAGUCGAUUUGAUCAAUAUCAUUAUGUUGAUGAAAAUGCACAACAGAAAAGCACACAUUCUCUGCAUUCACCCCCUGACUCUCUGCAUUCACCCCCUAGAAGUCAAACUGUACAGCCUGUAUCAAUUACUUUAACAGAUGAGACAAGAAACGACCCUAUCUUGCCAUCCUCAAAAUGGGCUAGAGAUGAUGAUGAAAGUGACGGUGAAGAAAAAAAGAGCAACAAAGAUCUCGGCUUAACAUAUUCAUCCUCUGGGAGUGAGAAUGCCGGUGACGGUUCCAGUAAGAUUGAUGAGGCAGAGCUUACAACUGAAGCAAGCAACACCAUCCAUGUUGAAACUGGAAUAAAUGAAGAACAGAGACAAAAGCUAAGGCGUCUGGAGGUUGCUUUAAUUGAGUAUCGUGAAUCCCUCGAAGAACGAGGGGUAAAAAGUUUAGAUGAAAUUGAGAAGAAAGUUGAAAUCCAUAGACGACGGCUACAAUCUGAGUAUGGUUUGCUGAACUUCAAUGAAGAUUCUUCAAGAAAACCUCUCAAAUCAUCUCUGGAGAGAAAAGAAAGGAGAAACGAUUACCAAGAAGCAUCAAGGAAGCGGCUGCGAAGUGAGAGCCCACCUCGGAAAUCAUGCAGUAGAGACAGGGAAAGGGAAAGUGACUUAAACAGAGAGCGAGAAAGGCGUCGUGAGAGGGAAAGAGGCCACGAUGUAGAAAGCGAUAAGCAGAGGGACAGAAAAGGGGGAAGCAGAGAAAGAGAUGAUAGCCGUGAAAGAGACAGAAGGGAGAGAGAACGCGAACGAAGGAGGGUAAGAUAAAAAAGAUCCACAUUAUUUCUUGACGACUCAGCUAUGUAGAGGAACAAUCGCGAGAUAGUCAACUGGAUUUGUAAGGAAGUUACAACUUAAGACAACUUCACCCCAUUUGUCAUGGAUGUGUAAGAAGUGCCUGAAUGGUAUAUCGGACAUAAUGAGUGUGUCCUAUCCGUAUAAAUGUAAGUCUGCUUAGAGGAAUGUAAGUCUGCUUAGAGGCAGAAGCUGGUUGAGCGUUGAGCCAUCGUAUUUCUGGAGUCCUCCAUUAUUCAAAAGAAAAUCUCAUAAUUGGUCUCAUUCUAGAAUUAUCAUUUGAGACACAUGUUACGGCCGAGUUUUCCAUGUUUUGCAGAUGAUUUCGCUUUUGUAUUUUUGAGGAUCUAAUGUAGACGGAGUUUUAUGCUACCGGUAUAUUUGCAUUUCUGUCUAGACCCAACAUUGUAUAACCGUUGUUUUAUGCCAGAAAGUGUUUAACGGUUCAUCCUUAGGGGCUUAUGGCCAAAUUAUUUUGUUAUGCUAAUGGAACUUUUAUUUAAUGAAACACACCACUGCCUUAUUCGUUAUUA
Messenger RNA from Cuscuta epithymum, 3817 nucleotides. The record is from the annotation of a GenBank genome assembly. Lineage: Eukaryota; Viridiplantae; Streptophyta; Magnoliopsida; Solanales; Convolvulaceae.